Patiria miniata (bat star) is the source of this 2348-nucleotide messenger RNA. It is a transcript of the gene coq3, whose product is annotated as ubiquinone biosynthesis O-methyltransferase, mitochondrial-like. Gene Ontology annotation, biological process: ubiquinone biosynthetic process. Bases 225 to 1214 code for a protein of 329 amino acids. The transcript is spliced from 6 exons. Gene Ontology annotation, molecular function: 2-methoxy-6-polyprenyl-1,4-benzoquinol methyltransferase activity. The record is from RefSeq and is a predicted model, not a curated record. Lineage: Eukaryota; Metazoa; Echinodermata; Asteroidea; Valvatida; Asterinidae.
CGAAUCAGCUGCAGGAUGCAGGAAGGAAGUUUCCUAUCCAGGGUUUACUAGUAUAAUUGGAAACAACGUUGGAAAUAAAGUAAGCCCCAUUUCUUCGUCUUUGACAUGUGGAAAUGCCAGUAGGUGCUUUCAAAGAUUCUCAACAUCGUCAUCGAUGUUCAUGCACUCAGAAUUUCGGAAGGGUGACCACACAUUUCCACUGGACAUCAUUGUACAUGUAAAAAAUGAAGUUCUUAUUCAUUGUGAAUCGUCACUGCAUUCCCCUUGUCCAAAAACGCUGCCAAAAUUUAGAGUCUGCUAUUGCUAGAACUCAUCCGUUCUCAUCUACAGCAGGAAAUGUGUGUGGAGAGAGCACAUUUUCUAUUUUCUCUCAGCAAAAAACUGGAGGAACUGGAACUUUACCACACACUGCGAGUAUUAAGACAUCCAUGAGAAAAAGAAGGUUCUUGUACACAACAGUUGAUGAAAAGGAAGUUGCUAAAUUCAGGAGCCUGUUUGAAUCUUGGUGGGAUGUGAAUGGUGAAUUUCAAGCACUUCAUAGUCUGAAUGAUCUUCGUGUCCCUCUGAUAAGAGAUGGACUUGUCAAUCAAUUUGGCUCUCAGUCCCUAGUUUCAUCGCAACCAUUGACUGAUACUGUCAUCUUAGAUGUUGGAUGUGGUGGAGGUAUUCUAUCAGAGCCAUUAGCAAGACUUGGUGCAACAGUCACUGGUAUUGAUGCUGCCUCUGAGAAUAUCAGUGUUGCUCGGGAACAUGCUUCCCAUGAUCCCCUUCUGCAGAAGAGGCUUAAGUACAUCUGUACAACAGCCGAGGAAUUGUUGAGCAAUGAAGAAGGAGGAUUUGAUGCUGUAGUUGCUUCUGAGGUACUUGAACAUGUCAGCAAUGUUGAGAGCCUUGUGGCAACAUGUGCACAAUUAACUAAGCCUGGUGGAUCCGUCUUCUUUACAACUAUCAACAAGACAUGGUUAUCCUAUGCCCUGGCAGUUGUUGGUGCUGAAGAAAUAGCAAGAGUUGUACCAUCUGGUACUCAUGACUGGAAUAAGUUUAUACCUCCGCAAGACCUUCAAGGGUUUCUUCAUGCUUGUAAUUGUCAGACAAGGUUGGUUCAUGGUAUGAUAUUCAACCCUGUUACCCAACGCUGGUUCUGGGGAACUCCUAAGGCUUGUAACUAUGCCAUACAUGCAGUCAAGAAUGAAGAAGCCACAUCAAAUACAUAAAGCAUCAAGAACAGGUGACAGAGCAAUAUACCAAGGUUAUCGGUCAAUUUUCUUAAACUUGUUCAAAUUUGUGUGUGCAUUCAUCUAAAAUUAAACAAGAUGCUAAUCUUCAUGUGCCAUUUAUAAUUAAAGUUCAGAUUUCUUUAAAUGUCAAGCUUUCAAAUUUAAUUUUGAGUAAAAAGUUGUUAGUUUUAUGCUGUAGAGAACUCGCCACCAUAUUUUGUACCAUCAUUUAAUGAAUUCCCUGCAGUUCUUUUUACACGCAAGUUAAGUGUAGGUAGCACAUAAAACCCAAACACCCAACAUGUGUGGAUAGUCGAUGCAGCUCCCUGAGGUAUUAGAAGUUGACAAACUAAUUCCCGAGGUAAAGUCAAGGGAACUACAUGUAUGUGUAGUUUGUAAACUUCUAAUAUGCAGUUAAUAUCUACUACUAUACCUCAUGAAUAUUUAUCAAGCAGCCGCGGCAUUUCAUUGGCCCAUUCCAGCAACUUAACCGUGUGAAAGUUUUUACUAUUUCCCCGCGUCUCUACACGCGUGCGUGACGCGCAAAAACCAGGGAGGUACUAUCACACACCUGGGUCGCAGCCUUGGAUUUUGUUACAGUCUAGUACUGUGUUAUCUUUAUACCAAUGACGCCUGGGCUUUACGUGAGUACCCUGGAGAUCACCGGCAAGGACAGUUGACAGUUUGAGUAGGGAACUGGAAUCAUGCAGGCAGUGGCUGAUCGAUUAGAAACUGUCUUUGCAUCUCGGCAAAACUGAGUCUAUCCUCUUCAGAUCCAAAAAGAAACUCAGUAGUGUUGAUAAAUUUGAUGUGUGCUGUAAUAGUUCGGUGGGAAGAAGGGGGGUAUCGUGCACCCUCAGAAAUCAACUUCUAAUCAACGUCUCUAGAUAAGAAAAAAUGCGUAGAAAACAAUUUGCUAUGUUAACAAAUUCAAAAAAUGUCCAACGUGUUGUUUUUAUGCAAAUUAGUGCCGCCAUUACCAAAAAAAUCUAUUUUUCACUAUAUCUUAGCCAAUAUUGCUGAUAACUGAACGAAUUAGGUGUCUAAACCCAUGUUUUCAAGGUCAGAGAUCACAAUAAAACUAUUCUGGAAGUGACCACAUGUGUCUGUAGCAUGUGUCUGUGACAUGUG